Molecule: messenger RNA, 705 nt
Organism: Brassica napus (rape)
Lineage: Eukaryota; Viridiplantae; Streptophyta; Magnoliopsida; Brassicales; Brassicaceae
Product: glutamine--tRNA ligase, cytoplasmic-like
Exons: 6
Coding region: 257-601 (114 amino acids)
Biological process (GO): tRNA aminoacylation for protein translation
Cellular component (GO): cytoplasm
Molecular function (GO): ATP binding; aminoacyl-tRNA ligase activity
Source: RefSeq, a predicted model, not a curated record
CCUCUACAAGUGUUGAAACUUGGCUUUUCCUUCUUCCUUUUUUGAUUCUCCUCUUUUUGAUCAAUCUCCGGCGCCAUGGCUCCCAAUCAGUUUCCUUUCCCAUCAGUUUCGGCGCCAUGGCUCCCAAUGACGAUGAAUCUGUGAAGCUCUUCCUCAGCAUCGGUCUGGACGAGAAAACCGCCACCACUACCAUCAACAACCCCAAGGUCACCGCUAAUCUCACCGCCAUUAUCCACGAGACUGGUGUAACUGAUGGAUGCGAUCGAACUACUGGAAAUCUGUUGUACACGUUUCGUUUUUUGACAAUCACGCUCCUGAGAACUUCAAGUUAAAUGAAUUUGAGGAGGCAUGUAGUGUUGGGGUUGAAGUUUCUGCAGAAGAUAUUGAGAAAGCAGCUGAUGAAGUUUUUGAAAAGAAUAAGAAAACAAUAGUGGAGCAGCGCUACCGAACUAAUGUGGGUCAAUUGCUUGGACAUGUCCGGAAAAGUUUGCCAUGGGCAGAUCCUAAGAUUGUAAAGGACGUCAUAGACAGAAAAAUGUAUGAACUGCAAACUGCUGCUGAUAAUGAACAAAGUUCACUUGAUGAGCAAGAAACUGAAUAAAUCUUUUAGGUUAUACUAAUCUUUGUUUUUUUUUUUUUUUUUUAUAAAUCUAUGUUUAAAAUGUUAUGUUUAAGAAUUUAAUAAAUAAAUUUGAAAUUUAAUAA